AUGAAGGCCACUCUCAUCACCUCUACCCUCCUCGUCCUCGGCGCUACCGCCACUCCCAUCGAGUAUGGCCCACCCAAAGGCGGCUGGGAAUCCAUCCACUACCCGGCACCACCUGGCGGCUGGGAGAACGUCAAGUACCCGCCCGGCACCGGCGCGAACCCAGCGAACUGCCCUCCCAUGAACGUCCCCUUCACCUUCACGAACACCUAUUCCGUCGUCGCGACCCCCGAUCAGGUCGUCAACGGCACGACGCCCACCGGCGGCCUCCCGGGCUCCUCGGGCCUCUACCUCCUCGGUCUCAACACCGACACGAACACCAUCUGCUACAACAUCACCAUCUACAACUUCCGCGGCGAGUACCAGUCCCUCGCCAUCACGGCGACCCAUCUCCACGAGGCGGCCCGUGGCGCUUCGGGCCCACCCAGGAUCGCGUUCCCCAACCCGGUCGCCACUUCUGACCCGAACGUCAGGAACACUGUCGGCUGCCAGACCGGGCCAUUCAGGACGGGCGUCAUGCCCGGCGGUGUUGAUACUGGUGCUGCUUUCCAUGUCAGGCAGAUCGUGGCGAACCCGGCUGGCUUCUUCUGCGACGCACAUUCGAGCUUGGCUGUGCCGGGUGCUUUCAGGGGCCAGAUUGCUUGA
Messenger RNA from Coniosporium apollinis CBS 100218, 642 nucleotides. RefSeq lists its product as uncharacterized. The transcript has a single exon. The record is from RefSeq and is a predicted model, not a curated record. Lineage: Eukaryota; Fungi; Ascomycota; Dothideomycetes. The coding region runs from base 1 to 642 and encodes 213 amino acids.